AUGUCCUCCAACGACGGCAUCUCCGAGGACACGAUCACGUACAUCAAGGACAACAACAUUGGGCAGCUGAUGGAGUACAUCUUGCGUUGCAUCAUCACCGACAAGCCAACCAAACCGCUCCAAUAUGUACAUGAGUUGACGGCCUCGUCACUGCCGCCGAGGGUAGCCCUGGCUGGGCCGCCGGCAAGCGGCAAGGGCACGCAGGCGCACCACAUCUGCUCCUACUACAAGCGUGCGGUUGGCAAGAAGCCGGUGCACGUCUCAUCGGGUGAUCUUCUACGCGCUGAAGUGGCUCAGGGCACCCACCUGGGCAAGAUUGCCGAGAACUUCAUGCAGCGCGGUGAGCUCGUCCCGGAUAGCCUUAUCAUCAGCAUUAUCCGCAACCGACUGACGCAAGAGGAUGCGGUGAUGAACGGGUGGCUGCUGGACGGCUUCCCGCGCACCCGCCCUCAAGCGAUUGCGCUGGACGCCGCAGGCCUGUGCCCCCGCGUCUUUGUGGUCCUUGACACCCCAGAUGAUGUUUUAUUCGGCCGCGUCGAAGGUCGUCGCACCGACCCGGUCACCGGCAUGAUCUACCACCUCCAGUACAACCCGCCGCCGGCGGACGACACGGCGCUGCUCGAUCGGCUGCAGCACCGCGACGAUGACACCCGCGAGGUGCUUGGUCCUCGUCUGGAGACAUACCACUCCAUGGUCGAGGGUCUGCUGGACUACUACGGAUCCAUCAUGUAUCACGUCGACGGGAACCGAUCGGAGGCAGCCAUCACAAAGGACAUUACCGAGUACCUCCGAACCCACGAUGUUGCGUAG
Leishmania mexicana MHOM/GT/2001/U1103 is the source of this 810-nucleotide messenger RNA. RefSeq names its product putative adenylate kinase. The coding region runs from base 1 to 810 and encodes 269 amino acids. Gene Ontology annotation, biological process: nucleoside triphosphate biosynthetic process. NCBI's taxonomy places the organism in Eukaryota, Euglenozoa, Kinetoplastea, Trypanosomatida, Trypanosomatidae. Gene Ontology annotation, cellular component: cytoplasm. Gene Ontology annotation, molecular function: AMP kinase activity; nucleoside diphosphate kinase activity; ATP binding. The record is from RefSeq and is a predicted model, not a curated record. The transcript has a single exon.